Messenger RNA from Candida dubliniensis CD36, 963 nucleotides. RefSeq names its product putative CTA2 subfamily 1 protein 5 orthologue. The record is from RefSeq and is a predicted model, not a curated record. The transcript has a single exon. Lineage: Eukaryota; Fungi; Ascomycota; Pichiomycetes; Serinales; Debaryomycetaceae. Bases 1 to 963 code for a protein of 320 amino acids.
AUGUCAGCUAACUUACAAACAAGACUAGAGAACUCACUCAACGAUAUAUUAAAGGCCUCAGGGUACAUCUUCGAAAUAAUCAACCAUAACAAAAAGCAAAGCAAUUUGAUAACUGGCCCCAACAAUGAACUAAUCCAACAAUCGAUCAUACAACAACUAAGCGACCACAUUCAAGGGUUUAAUGAUAUCUUAGACCAAACAGUUUCCAAAUUUAAUGAUGCAAAGUGGUGUGUCGCCGUUAUGAUUGAGAACAAACAAAAGCUCGAAGAGGAAACGGAAAGGCAAAAACGGGAGGCAGAAGCUAGGCGGUUGAAAGAAGAAAUGGAAGCGAAAAAGAAGGCCGAAGAAGAAGCAGCAGCAAAAGCAGCAGCAGAGGCACGAGCUAAAGAAGAAGAAGCAAGAGCAGCUGCGCGUGCCAAAGAAGAGGAAGCAAGAGCAGCUGCAAUGGCAAAAAUGGAAGAAGUAGCAGCAAAAGCAAAAGCGGCAAUGGAACAAGAAAAGAAAGAGAAGGAAGCAUUGAGAAAGAAGCAAGAAGAAGAAGAAGAAGCACAGAGGAAAAAGCUAGAACAACAAAAAAGAGAGAACCAGGCCCCAAAGUUUGACAAUUUUGAUGAAUUCAUUGGAUUCGACAUAAACGAUAUGCCCAAUGGUGACGAGACCAUCGAUGAAGAUAUGUUGUCAAAUAUCAACUACGAGGAUCUCGGCUUGGAUGACCCCAUGCAGGGAUCUUCUAGCACCUUGCAAGCACAAUCCAUGAGCGACACCCCAAUCGGAAAGACAAGCGAUAAGGUCGCCAAUAUGGACUUAGACAUGAACAAUUUAUUGGAGAACGAUGAACUGAUAUUGGACGGCUUGAAUAUGACCUUGCUUGAUGGAGGCUUGGAUGGGGACAAUAGCAACAACGACAAUCAAGUCAAUGAAGAGUUUGAUGUAGAUAGCUUCUUGAACCAAUUUGGUAAUUGA